Helianthus annuus (common sunflower) is the source of this 800-nucleotide messenger RNA. Its product is annotated as betaine aldehyde dehydrogenase, chloroplastic-like. NCBI's taxonomy places the organism in Eukaryota, Viridiplantae, Streptophyta, Magnoliopsida, Asterales, Asteraceae. Gene Ontology annotation, molecular function: oxidoreductase activity. The transcript has 2 exons. The record is from RefSeq and is a predicted model, not a curated record. The coding region runs from base 510 to 800 and encodes 96 amino acids.
CCGACAACCCGGUUCUGAUUUAUCGGCUGCAUGUACGUUUUCUGACAACGAAGGUAAUUCUAGCAAUCUUUUUUUUUUCUUAUUUUUGUAGGUCAUGUGCUUCAGAUUUCGUUAGUUCUAGAAACUGAUGUUGAAAAUUUGUAAUUUUGAGGUUUGUAUUGCUGAUUUCAAUAGUUUAGAAACUGGUGGCGUGUUUGUGCUGGUUCGACAAAGCCAGAAAGCGGGGGCGACGGCUAGGGUUUCGAUUAGUUCUCUCGGUCCGAUGUUCUUCACGAUAGAGAUCCACUCGAUAUGGUAAAGAUGGAAUUCCGGCAUUGCUUGGGGUUACAGGUGUGCUUGAUUUGGUGGGGUUGAAGUUGAACGUUUACUUGAGUCCUUUAUGUAUUUUUCAUUAUUAUUGUUAAUCUCAUGUAUGCAUUAUGCAAUCUACUACCUGAUGUUCUUGAUUCUUAACUGUUUGGUCUGUUCAUGUCUUGAUUUGCUAACAUUACUUGCAUGUGUUGAAAAAUAUGGUUGCAGGGGAUAUACCAGCAGCAGCUACCGCGGAGGAUAUUAAUAUUGCUGUGAAAGCAGCACGCAGAGCUUUUAAAUGUGAUGAAGGAAAAGAAUGGGCAUCAGCUUCUGGGGCUCAUCGUGCAAAGUAUCUUCGUGCCAUUGCUGCAAAGGUUACUGAGAAAAAGGAUAAGUUCACUAAGCUUGAAGCCAUUGAUUGUGUAAAACCACUUGAUGAAGUAGCCCCAUCGUACAGCCAUAUAAUCCUAUAUUUUCCAGCCCUAAGCCACCGAUUGCACAUACCUUAG